Drosophila yakuba is the source of this 1550-nucleotide messenger RNA. RefSeq lists its product as uncharacterized. The record is from RefSeq and is a predicted model, not a curated record. The transcript is spliced from 2 exons. The coding region runs from base 4 to 1425 and encodes 473 amino acids. NCBI's taxonomy places the organism in Eukaryota, Metazoa, Arthropoda, Insecta, Diptera, Drosophilidae.
UUUAUGUCGAGAAGGUCUGCCUGUACUCAUAAAUAUACAGGUACUGGUCUGAAACAUUUAUUACAAAAAAUUCAAAAAACAAAAAUACAGCGAAGAAGUUUAAAGACCAUGUACAACUGGAUUCAGGGUCCACACUUCAAUGAAUGCCAGAGGGAAAAUGAUGGUAAUACUGGAAAGCUAGCGUGUGAAGGUACAGUGAAGCUAAAUGCCAAUGCGCAAGAGUUUGUGCCACGUUUUAAGAGGGAAGAUUCGCCGAACCACGAUGCCAUAGUUGGUAACAGUAACAUAAACAACACGAUUAACGAGGGCCAAAAAAUGAAAACUAACCUUAUGUUGCCGUGGAAAGGAUUUCCCAAUAAAUCUGAAAAACCUUCCCGUGGCCCACAGGUGGUUUUGUUAAAGGACGUGGACUAUGUAGUUUUACCGUCCACCAAAAGAUUGAAAAAGCCCACUGAGGACAAACUAUAUGUGGAAAAUGUUCCCACUUCCUCCUCUAAGGUCUAUUCAAAUGCUCCGGCUCCUGCUGGAAAUCGCUUUGAUAACGAGGAAAAGCGGCGCGAGCACGAGAGAAAAGUAGCCUUGGAAGCCCUAAAAUUGACCGAACAGCGCCGAAUGAGGGAUCCUGUAAUAACCCCAAUGGAAGGCAAUGAAAACUCGAAGGACGUGCGACCAAUUAUAAAUCUCUCACGAUCCCCAAUAAGAUUCACGCCGGAGGAAAGGAUUAGAGUAACCCGUCUAAAGGCUGCGAAGAGAGAGCGUAUCGAGCGUAUCCUUCGCGAGAUGACAAACGCGAAGCAGACACAACUAGAGGAACAGGAGCUCCAGCAGGAUAAGAUUUCCUUUGAUAAUAAAUCUGAAGAACCCAUUAAGCCUAAGGAGCCUCAUGAUCAUUCGGAGAAGGAGGAAGUACCCGUGGUCACCAAAAAGAGAUACAUACCCACCACCAAGGAAUGGGACGAGCAAUGUCGUGCCAAGAAUUUGGCUAAGGUGGAAGCUCAAAAGCAAAACCCAAUGGGUGUCCAGGAAGCGAGCCCUGCGCUAUCGUCAUCUGAAUCCCCAGUUUCAUCAAAGCAGCCAUUGAUUAAAGCGAAUGUGGUUAACAUAACUCCAUGGGGAGUUAUUCGCCUGGGGGAUCUGAGAGCCACAACCCAACCCCGCUAUUGCCCACCUUCUGAACUAUUGGAUGCGGAGAAGCGCAGGGGAAAUCUCACCCACUUCCGACCCCUUCCCAACUGGACAAUCCGUCGAAGCCCGCAGGUUCCAUUGAAGAUCCUGCUCAAUCAGCGGGGCAAGAUCGUGCAGCGCUAUAGCAUCGAUCAACUGCUGGUACUAGAGCCGCAGCCUGAAGAACUUGAGGAGCCCCGUGUGGAUGAGGCCCUGUUAGGCUUGGGAUUUCUGUGCGAUUCAUUUAGACGCGCUCCAUGAAUGUAUUGAAGUUUUUAAUCGUUUAGUUUCGAAUUUAUUCUGAACUUAUUGAUUAAAAACAUUUUACCAUUUUCCAAUCACUGUACUUGAAUCUCUGAAAUAAACAUUACUUCAAUGCCGAUAAA